Molecule: messenger RNA, 3338 nt
Organism: Adelges cooleyi (spruce gall adelgid)
Lineage: Eukaryota; Metazoa; Arthropoda; Insecta; Hemiptera; Adelgidae
Product: serine/threonine-protein kinase SIK2-like
Exons: 10
Coding region: 276-3059 (927 amino acids)
Biological process (GO): microtubule cytoskeleton organization; intracellular signal transduction; protein phosphorylation
Cellular component (GO): cytoplasm
Molecular function (GO): tau-protein kinase activity; protein serine/threonine kinase activity; ATP binding
Source: RefSeq, a predicted model, not a curated record
GAUCCGCGAGAACGGUCACCGUUGUCGCUGGCCGUCGUAUAUUUAUAACGCGACGUGCACUACAUAUAUAUAUAUAUGUACAUACCUAUAUAUAGCUAUUUAAUUUAAGUUAGGAAUUUUCUUAUCACCGUCAUUGUUAUUAUUAUUAUGCGGCCCGUACCAGCGGAUCGCCGCCGCGUUUCGAUGCCUGGCGUGGUAAGGCGGCCUGUUCUUCCGUACAGUUUUAGGAAGGCUGCUCAAUAAGAGACUCGGGACAACUGCAGCGGGGCGACGACAUGGAAACUAAACCGGAUACAAUAGGCUUUUACACCAUCGACCGGCGCAUCGGCAAAGGAAAUUUCGCCGAGGUGCGGCUGGCCACUCACCGGCUGGUCAGAAGCGAGGUGGCUAUAAAAAUGAUUGACAAGAGAAAAUUAGAUGCCGUGAAUUUGGAAAAAGUUCACCGGGAAGUAGAUAUUAUGAAACAGCUGGAUCAUCCGCAUAUAAUCAAACUUUAUCAGGUUAUGGAAUCAAAAGAUAUGAUUUACAUUAUUUCUGAAUAUGCCAGCCAAGGUGAAAUUUUUGAUUACAUAGCGAAGUAUGGCCGCAUGACCGAAGCGGCAGCCAGGAAAAAGUUCUGGCAAAUAUUAUCAGCUGUUGAGUAUUGUCACAACAGGCACGUCGUUCACAGGGAUCUAAAAGCUGAAAAUUUGCUCUUGGACGCUAACAUGAACAUAAAAAUCGCUGACUUCGGGUUCAGCAACUACUUCACGCCCGGAGAACAGUUGGCCACUUGGUGUGGUAGUCCUCCCUAUGCCGCCCCCGAAGUCUUCGAAGGCAAAAAGUAUUACGGUCCCGAAAUCGACGUUUGGAGUAUGGGCGUGGUGCUGUACGUCCUUGUGUGCGGAGCUUUGCCAUUUGACGGUAGCACGUUACAUUCACUCAGAGAUCGAGUGUUGUCAGGAAGAUUUCGCAUACCGUAUUUCAUGAGUACUGGUUGUGAAUCGUUAAUCCGCAAGAUGCUCAUACUGGACCCGAGCAAGCGGUACACGGUGGAACAGAUCAAGAGACACGCGUGGAUGUUAGAGGAAGCGCCUAGAUUGUUGCCGGGUACAGUCGCUGAAAUGCCCGCCGAGCCCAAUGACCAGGUGCUGAGGUUUAUGAGCAGUUUGGACAUAAACACGUCAAGAACUAGACAAUCUUUGAGAAACCGAACGUACGAUCAUUACGCAGCCAUCUAUUACUUAUUGUUGGAAAAACUCAAACAGCAAAAGUCACAAGAGAACAGUCAUUACUCGCAAGAGCGCAGGAUGUCUGAAAAACUUUUUUCCGUCCCUUCGUACGAGCCCCAACUGUUCAGUGGUGGUCACCCUAGUCCUAAAAAAAGAGCGUCCAUAGACUGUCCGGCCAGUCACCAAUAUUUGCCUGAUCCGUGGAAACAGCCCAAGGCUGCCACCGUUCACCUCAGUAGCCAUUUGCCGUCCAAUCGACCACGGUCGUAUAGCCAAGGUAGGGCCGUGCAGCAUUCCGUUAACUUGUCAGAUCUCAAGUCACAGCAGCACCCACCAUUUAGAGAGCUUCCUCAACUGCCCAAGUUUAAGAACAAGCCGAUCGCGGAUAAAACUUGCGUGCCGGACAAUAUAGCGGUGGUAGGUGCAGCCGCCCCCGACGAAAUUCCCAAAAUGUGCUAUCAUACUCGACUGGACCAUACCACCAUGAUCGCACCCCAGUACUCAACAUCGACGGACGAGGGCAUAGAGACUGAUUUGGAGGACGUGAUAUCGUCCAGUCCCACGCUACCUCCGUCGUCACAUCGGUUGACAUACCCGUCGCCGGUGAUCAAGAGUCACAGUCAGAACUUGGCCGACCUGCCAUCAGUAAUGGGCCAUUAUGAGUCCGACCUGGUGUCUAGUCUACCGUCUUGCGCGGCCAACGACGUCGGCGGAAAGUACACCGACACUGUGGUGAACGCCAUCAACAGUUGUCCGUCAUCGUGGGACAGACGUAACUCGUUCUUAACGUACGCGCCUAGUUCGGCGGAUGGUGUCAAGUCGCGGCUGAUACACCAGGAGAACGUGUCACCAAUCAGUUUCCGCGAAGGCCGUCGGGCGUCUGACGGGCUGAUGAGUCAAAUCAAUCAGUGCCCGCCGUCACCAAGAUCGCCGCAGUAUGGCAAUCGUGACCGGGCAGCUCUCAAUAAUCAUAAGUUGCACGACUCGUUACGGGCCAAAGGUUUCACGGAAUUACACAUGGUGCAAAUGGAACACGAAACGCUCAAAUCAUUAUACCAAAGUUGUUUACCCAACGACAAACAAGUCGAACUGUACGAGUCGUCUGCAGGUCGUGGUAAUGACUUACAGCGAGAGGCCUUACAAGCAUCGCAGCCACACGUCGAGUACCGGCAUAGCAGCAGCAAAGAUCAGGUGCCACCGAGAUCGCCGUCGGCCGCGUUGGCUAAGCGGUUCAAUUACGCGGCUGCCAUGGCCGCCUCUGACGGGUUUGCGUUGGAAAAAGCUGGUCUGCAACAGCAACUGCUUCAGCAGCGGUUGUACCAGCACAAGCGAAACGUACAGUUGCAAAAGCAAGGACUGUUCAGCCAACCAAACGCCUCAACGGCCGCCGUUGGACAGGAGUCCAAGCGACAUCAGCAUCACCAUCCACACCACCACUAUCACCACAGCAGUCACCGUCAACCGUUAUACAAGACGACUCAACUGGCGUCUCAGCACGGCGGCAGCGGCGGAAAUAUGGGCGUCGAUGGCAACCAACAAGUGUUGAUGCAGUCCGAUGGAAGCUGGCAGUCAUUACCUCAUACUAUGGCCACCUGUCAGAUCAAUGACUUUGACAGCCAAGCAAAUUGGUUGUCCGUGCCGGACCCGCAGCACCAUUGGUACUGCACGUCCGGGCAACCAUUUAACUUCUCUAAAAAUUAUGCUCAGCUCAGCAGCACGGUCAAUAAUGUGCCCAUGGGGAGUUCUUUGCUGGGCGCUAACGAGCUGUCGGCCUGGACGUCACCGAGAUUGCAAUCCCUGUCGGAAAAUACCAUAUCGGAACUCGGAGAACAGAUGGAAUCCGGCUAAACCCCAAACACACAGAUAUCAUGAAAAACAUAUUAUCACUCAAAUAGUAGAUUCCUACGUUCAUUUUAUACAAUACCUACACAUUCAACUUUAUUCAAACUAUGAUUAGAAUUUGUACCAUUCAUCUUUUUCGUAAUUAGUUUUAUAUAAUCAAGUAUAACAUUUUUUUUCAAUAAGCUUAGUUAAAAUUUAAAGUUACUCACAAUUGAAAACAUAUUUGGUUUAAUAUUUAUUUACGAAACUAUCCAAUUUGUGAAAUAAAUGAUUUAAUCGUAUGUA